GUAGUAUCAGAAGCAGAAGCCAAGAAAAAUCUUUUAGUUUUGUUAAAAAAAGAAGUUGAUGGAGAGUUAGAAAGGUAUAAAGAGGAAGAAAUUAGACGGGUGGAAAGAGGAGUGAAGGAAGAGAGCAACAAUUUAAUUUGCUUAGCCUUAGAAAGGUGUAGUUCGGAGUUAGUUUUUACCAGAACGACCGACACUUUGCAGGUGGAAAAUCAACAAAUAAUCAGUAAAAUAAUUGGAAGGGAAGGACGAAACAUUAAUGCUUUUCAGCGAAUUACCGGCACUGAAUUAAUUAUUGACCGUGAGAGCGAUGAACUGAGUGUCCAAAUUUCUUCUUUUAACUCUUUGCGGCGUGCCAUUGCCUUGCGGACUCUUCAUACUUUAAUUAAAGAGGCAAGAUUUUCCCCCCUUCAAAUUGAAAAAACUUACCAAAAAGCAAGUUCAGAAGUUAAUGAACUUAUUGUCAAGAGCGGAGAAAAGGUCUUAAAAGAAUUGGAAUUAAGUAAUGUUCACCCUGAAUUAGUAAAACAUUUAGGAAAAUUAAAAUAUCGCACUAGUUAUGGGCAAAACGUCCUAGAGCAUUGUUUAGAAGUAGCUAAACUAGCAGGAGGCAUUGCGGCUGAAAUAGGUUUAGAUGUUCUCUUGGCUCGGCGAGCAGGUUUAUUUCAUGAUAUUGGCAAAGCAGUGGAAGAUAAUGGAAAUUAUUCCCAUGUUUUGAGUGGUAUCAGUAUCGCCAAAAAAUGUCAAGAACCAGAA
This is a messenger RNA of Ambispora leptoticha, 753 nucleotides long. The record is from the annotation of a GenBank genome assembly. NCBI's taxonomy places the organism in Eukaryota, Fungi, Glomeromycota, Glomeromycetes, Archaeosporales, Ambisporaceae.